GUGGUGUUAAUAAAUUUUACAAAUUUUAAUUCCAACUAAUUAAUGAACUAAUUUAAAUUGUAUUAAUUGGAUAACUAAAUACUGGAGUGUUGUGCUAAAACAAAAUUGUAUAUUGAAGAUUUAGAUUGUUUGGAUUUUGGAUACACAUAAUAAAUAAUCAAAAUGUCUGCAGUAAGUUAUUGGGAAAAUGAUACAAAUAUGACACUGCCUCUUAUUCACGAAUCCGAACUGCAAAAUGAUUAUCAAGAAUUAUCAAGGUUUUCCAGACCAUUGUUGACAUUUGCAGCAACUGCCACUAUCACAAUUAUGAUAGUUGGGAUUUUGGGCAAUUCUUUAACUGUGGUCGCACUUUUGAGGUGUCCUAAGGUCAGGAAUGUAGCUGCUGCUUUCAUAAUUAGUUUAUGUUUCGCCGACCUGGUCUUCUGUUCCAUCGUCCUGCCCUUCAGCGCGGCCAGGUUCGUCCAGGGAACCUGGUCAGGCGGAACGACUGAUUCGUCAGGUAGAAGCCUGAUCAGCUCUGAAAAUGAAGGCGUCAUGGGUAACGUCACGUUGUGCAAACUGGUGCCUUUUAUGCGUUACGGAAGUGUCGGAGUGUCUUUGCUGUCCAUUGCCAUGAUCACUGUCAAUAGAUAUAUAAUGAUAACUCAUUCUGGAAUAUAUGCUCGAGUUUACAGAAAAAGAUAUAUUGCAGCAAUGCUCAUAGGAGCUUGGAUCUUCAGUUAUGGAUUUCAGGUUCCCACCCUGUUGGGUGUAUGGGGCGCUUUCGCCUACGACCCUCGCCUUGGCACUUGCAGUGUUACCAAAGAUUCUAGGGGAGCAUCGAGUAAAACGGCCUUGUUCGUCGUUGGAUUCGUCACUCCUUGCAUUGUUAUCAUCGCUUGCUAUGCCCGAAUUUUCUGGGUGGUACACAGUUCGGAAGUGAGAAUGCGCCAACAUGCUGCCAAAGCUAAUAAUAAGCCCCAAAACAACGGCAGUUCGGCUACUCCUGCAAAAAGUGGACCACAAAUUGCAAGGACCCCAGAAAGCAGUGGAGCCCGUAUGAAACGCAACGAGUGGCGAAUCACGAAAAUGGUUUUGGCGAUAUUUUUGUCUUUUUGUGGUUGCUAUCUGCCUAUAACUAUUGCCAAAGUUGCAGAUCCAGAAGUCAAAUAUCCAGGGCUCCACAUAAUGGGCUACAUUCUACUAUACCUAUCAGCCUGUAUUAAUCCAAUUAUUUAUGUGAUAAUGAACAAACAAUAUCGCCAGGCCUACAAAACAGUAUUACUUUGCGAAAGGCCGCGAAUAUUAAACUUCACAGCAGGAGGAAACAGCAGUGCUCAAGAGAAAUCGAAGGAGCGACUCGCCUGCAGCUACAACCACAGUCGAACGUUCCUCUCAAUAGUCUCCAUUGCGGAUCCGCCAACAGGAGUAUCUACGGUACAACCAGAUCAAACGUGUACUAACCAGACAACAAAAGACAAAAACGUGACUUGAUAUUAUUAUUUAAGAGAUCCUAUAUUUUUAUACACAAUUUUAGAAUUAGGAAAAGUUAUUAGUUAGAUAAAUAAUUUAAUUUAUUUAUUGUCUUGUACCAAAUAUUAAUUUAUACUAAGUCAUUAGUUGGAUAAGAUUUCAUGAAUGAAUUGUUGAUGUGUAUGAGUUGUUAGUGGGGAAUGCAAUACCGAUAAAAAAAGAGAAAAAAAUAUAAUCAAAAUUGGAAGCUACUUAUAAAUGAAAAAUUAAAAUUAAAAAUCUAGAGAUGAAAAAUACAACUUGUACAAAUAUACACACAACUA
Molecule: messenger RNA, 1775 nt
Organism: Ctenocephalides felis (cat flea)
Lineage: Eukaryota; Metazoa; Arthropoda; Insecta; Siphonaptera; Pulicidae
Product: G-protein coupled receptor moody-like
Exons: 11
Coding region: 163-1473 (436 amino acids)
Biological process (GO): G protein-coupled receptor signaling pathway
Cellular component (GO): membrane
Molecular function (GO): G protein-coupled receptor activity
Source: RefSeq, a predicted model, not a curated record